AUGUGGCUAGAGGGCCAGACAAUUGGAAGAGCACCAGCUUUGGGGAAGACACAUUUCCAUGUGCAGGAUCCUGUUUCUACGCACUACCAUGUCAAUAAGCAGACAACUUGGAUUGAUCCACGAUCGGGCAUGCCCAGCUCUCCGCCCAACCAACGACAUGCCAACAACUGGAGACACGAGGAUGAACUUGGGCCUUUGCCUGAGGGCUGGGAGCAGAGAGUCCAUACUGAUGGUCGCAUCUUCUUUAUUGAUCAUAAGAACCGCACAACUACUUGGGAAGAUCCUCGACUACUCAACCCAGCAAUCGCCGGUAAAGCCAUUCCAUAUUCCCGAGACUACAAGCAAAAGUACGAGUUCUUCAAGAAUAACCUCCCGAAACCAGCCAAUGUUCCUAAUAAGUUUGACAUCAAGGUGAAGAGGAACAACAUUCUUGAGGAUGCCUUUGCAAUAAUCAGCCAGGUGACACGCGUGGAUCUCCUGAGAACCAAGCUUUGGAUUGAGUUUGAGGGGGAGGUCGGUUUGGAUUAUGGUGGUGUUGCAAGAGAAUUCUUCUUCCUCCUAUCUAAAGAAAUGUUCAACCCAUACUAUGGACUCUUUGAAUACUCUGCCACAGAUAACUACACCUUGCAAAUCAACCCCUACUCUGGCAUGUGCAAUGAAGAGCAUCUCCGCUACUUCAAGUUCAUUGGACGCGUCGCUGGCAUGGCGGUAUACCAUGGGAAGUUGCUAGACGCUUUCUUCAUCCGCCCAUUCUACAAAAUGAUGCUCGGAAAGCCCAUUGAGCUGAAGGACAUGGAGAGUGUUGACUCGGAGUACUACAACUCCCUCCUGUGGAUUCAGGAAAACGACCCAGCAGACUUAGACCUUACCUUCAGUGUUGAUGAAGAGUCCUUUGGGAGAACGUCGUCCCACAAUCUCAAGGAGAAUGGUGGAGAAAUUCCCGUUACCAAUGAGAAUAAGCACGAAUAUAUCGGGCUGGUCAUCAAGUGGCGUUUUGUGCAGCGUGUUCACGAUCAGAUGGAAGCUUUCCGAGAAGGCUUCAGCGAUGUUGUACCCAUCUCCCACAUCAAAAUCUUUGAUGAGGGACACAUCACACAUGAAAGCCCUUCGGACGCCGCUCCCACUUGCACAGACGAAAACAAGUACCGAACAACAAAGGAAUGA
Molecule: messenger RNA, 1164 nt
Organism: Penaeus vannamei (Pacific white shrimp)
Lineage: Eukaryota; Metazoa; Arthropoda; Malacostraca; Decapoda; Penaeidae
Source: RefSeq, a predicted model, not a curated record